Messenger RNA from Lachancea fermentati, 1122 nucleotides. The record is from the annotation of a GenBank genome assembly. Lineage: Eukaryota; Fungi; Ascomycota; Saccharomycetes; Saccharomycetales; Saccharomycetaceae.
AUGGUCAGAAGGUCAAAAAGGAAGAGGGUUGAAGUCGAAGUCGAAGUUGAGGAAGGAGAAGUCUCAAAAUAUUUCAAAAAGGAAGAGACCAGCCAACUUCCGGAAUUCUCGUCUCGUGAUGAACUUGAUGAGGUCGACAUCGACAUGGUUAAAGCCAUGAACGCUGAUAUUUAUUAUGAUUGGGUAAACGCUCGGACUAAAGAUGAUAUUGGAGCAAUCGAAAUAAUUGAUAGGCCCACUUUUCCCCGAAAUUUUGCCUCAAUAUAUCCCAAGGUUAGAUUGAUGAGAUCGAAAAUUGCUACUCCUGUGGAUACGGUGGGCUGCGCAUCCUUACCAAUCACCGUUAGUAAAGAAUUUGGAAUUUCAAGGAAUGAUAUUACCCCAAAAAACUACAGAUUUCAACUACUUAUUGCAUUAAUGCUUUCAUCACAGACAAGAGAUGAGGCAAACGCGAAAGCUAUUCACAAUUUGAUGGAAUACUGUAUUGAAGAACUUAAAAAUCCUGAAGGUAUCACUUUAGAUUGCAUGUUUCAGAUUGAAGAACCUGUACUGGCAAAGCUGAUUUAUCCUGUGAGUUUUUAUACUCGGAAAGCGAUGUAUAUCAAGAAAAGUAUACAGCGUUUGGUAGAUGAUUUCGACAGUGAUGUUCCCACCACAAUAGAGGGGUAUCUUUCGCUUACCGGGGUUGGUCCUAAAAUGGGAUAUUUGGCAUUACAGAAAGCUUGGGGCAAAGUGGAUGGAAUAGGCGUGGAUGUCCAUGUUGAUAGGUUAUGUAAAAUGUGGAGAUGGGUCGAUCCUGCUAAGGCGAAGACCCCGGAGCACACUCGGAAGUUGCUUCAAGAAUGGUUACCCAGGGAAUUUUGGUAUGAGAUAAACCCUAUUCUCGUUGGUUUUGGACAAGUGAUUUGUUUGCCAAGAGGCAAGAGGUGUGACUUGUGCAUGGUUAAUAAUAUAUGCAAUGCCGUUGAUCCAAAAAAGGUCAAUCAAAAAUCUAGCUCUCAAAAUGCACUUAGGAAGGGUCGCGGAAAUUAUGCUGAGUGGAUUGAUUAUUUCAAGCAAACUACCGAAGGCAGUGAUAUUUCUAUAGAAAGCGAUAGAAAGGUGACUCGCAAAGAGCUAUAA